AUGAACGCUGAUGUCAGCAUGUUUGACUGUGAUCCACCUGCUGCAGAGGAACCUGGUCCUGACCGUUCUGGUCCUCACGGUGCUGGUCCUCCGGGUCGUCCCCCCCUGGCACAGAAGGCCCUGUCAGAGUCUUAUGCUCGGCUGCGGUACCGGGACACAUCCCUGCUGAUCUGGCAGCAGCAGCAGCAGGAGCUGCAGACAGGUCCCCCGCCCACCUACCUGAACCGCAGCCAGUCGGCCUGGUACAGCAGCUAUGGGAACCAGGCCGUGCUGAUCCGUGACAAGAGGGGCCUGGAGGACGCCGAGGGACAGUCCAGGAUCUGCAGUGUCAUGUAGACAGGAGACAGAAACUGAGUCAGAUUCAGACUGAACUCCAUGAAAUUUUUCGUGGAUUUAAAAUGCCUAAUGUUUACAGAAGCACUAUUUUACAGGUUCAUGUUUUCACAAUAAUUUCCUAAAACAAACCAAAACUAUCUGAUCUGGUUAUGAUUCCUUGAAAGACCUGCUCCAUUCAGACCAGGUGAGUUUGGUUGUGACACCUGGAAAUUCAGCCACGUGUGUUUAAAUUGUGAGCCUUUGAUUUUUCACUCUAAACUCAGAAAAAACAGCAAAUUUCAUUGUUCUAGGAAACUUCCAAUGAAAAUAUCUGUAAAAUAAAAUGCUAGCAGUUUCUGAUCCUCUGGACUGAAACUCAGCUUCGUCAGUGAAAGAGCUCAGAAGACGUCAGCAGUACCUCCAGUUUUUCUCAGCUUCUCCAUGAAGGUUGGUGAUGGAUGUUAAAUUUGAUGUUUUGACUCUGGAGUCUGGUGUGUUUCGUCUUCCUGACGUCUCCAACAGCUCGGUUUCCAUAAAGACAGUAACACUCCCACAGAGGGAUGACAGCUCUGAGUUCAAAGACUAUUGUGGACAUGUUCAAUGGGCAUUAUGGGAAAUGUAGGAAGGAAGUGUAAAGGGACCCUGACUGAUAUAAACAGCAGUGUUACAGUGUUAUUACAGUGUUAUUGUGACAAUAAACAAGUGGUUUUAUUCUUA
Molecule: messenger RNA, 1032 nt
Organism: Toxotes jaculatrix (banded archerfish)
Lineage: Eukaryota; Metazoa; Chordata; Actinopteri; Toxotidae
Exons: 1
Coding region: 1-336 (111 amino acids)
Source: RefSeq, a predicted model, not a curated record